Pocillopora verrucosa is the source of this 1554-nucleotide messenger RNA. Its product is annotated as zinc finger protein 367. Gene Ontology annotation, molecular function: DNA-binding transcription activator activity, RNA polymerase II-specific; RNA polymerase II cis-regulatory region sequence-specific DNA binding. Lineage: Eukaryota; Metazoa; Cnidaria; Anthozoa; Scleractinia; Pocilloporidae. Gene Ontology annotation, biological process: regulation of transcription by RNA polymerase II. The record is from RefSeq and is a predicted model, not a curated record. Gene Ontology annotation, cellular component: nucleus.
GGUCACCGGAGCAGAGCAGGGCUGGUUUAAAAAUGGCCGACUUCCUGACGAUUUCCCUUCAGAAAAGUGGAAUAUACUUCCCUCAACCAGGAUCAAAGCUAUUUUCAGUGAGUAAACAGAUGAUCAGGCCUGUUCCAAAGUUCGAAGAUGUUUCUGAACAAUUGAACUUGCCGCAGAAGCAAAGAACUUCAGUCAUUGUCUGGUCACCUCCAACAACACCGACGAACGAAGUCACGCCGCCUUCUCCUCCACAAACUCCAACAACUCCAACUGGAACCAUUCUAAGCUACUCUCCGACUUCACCGAAUGUUAUUCCACCAAGAGGCAGACCCAGAGCGGAUGUAGUAAACAUUCUGAUGAAGGAAGGCCAGAAUUCGUAUUCUUCGAUCCGAUGCGAUGUGUGCCAUCGAGUUUUCCCGCGCGAAAAGUCUCUGCAAGCUCACAGGAGAACACACAGCGGCGAAAGGCCUUACGUUUGUGAUUUCCCGAACUGUGGGAAAGCUUUUGUCCAAAGUGGCCAAUUGAAGACUCAUCAAAGGCUACAUACAGGCGAAAAACCGUUCGCUUGUUCCGCUCAAGGUUGUACCACUCGAUUUACACAUGCUAACCGCCAUUGCAGCAUUCACCCGUAUGCAAGCCUGAAGCGUAUCUUUACCGACAUUCCGCUGAAAGAAAUCUUGAAAAACGAGAAUUCCGAGCCUAACGAAUACAAAGCGGCUGUUUUACAAUGGCUGGCUAACUACGAGCUUGAUAAAGAGGAGCGAAAUCCUGCAAAGGUUCAAGAGAAAGUCAUGAAGCGGAAGGUAGAAAAGGAAAUCGCUAGGCAGCAAGUUGUUGAAAGAAAGAAAUCAAGAAUUGAAGCAAGAAAGCGAAUGGCUGAGGCAAAAGAAAGAUGGUAUGGAGCUAUGGCUCUCGUAGAACUUGCUGAUACUCAAUUUAACUUUAAUUAACCAGAAACAAAUCCAAUUUUCGAACUUUGGUGUCAUUUCACUUGGUGAAAUAAACAACAUUUUGGCGCGCAAAGUUUAAAUGGCUUUUAUGUUAUUGUACAGUGUUGCAAUGUAUCUGAUCUGAUCAAUUUUUCUUUACUUUGUGAGUGAAACGUGUUCUAGUUAACUUAAAACGGAUAGGUUUUACUUCAGAAGCAUUGUAGCUAUUUUUACAACUGACAACUCGUGGAAAAGUACUUUCAGUAUGUAAAUGAGUGGUAGUUAUUCAAUGGUAGUAACUGAAAGUUCAUCAUGAUUUCAAGUGUUUACCGCGUGACUUGCGAAAAGAAUUAGCUGUACAUAAGAAAAAGCAUCGCACUUUUAGAUGAGAUUUACGUAAAUAUAUUCGCUCUACAUAGUUUGUAAAAAUUUCCUAAAAUUAUCCACAUCAUUCACGUUAGUCAUUCAUAGACACAAAAUUUGAAAAAUGAAAAACUGAGUUCCUUCAUGCAUUGAUAAAUAAUUUCGGUUUUUUCAGUUAAAUAUGUUUUCUGUAACUUUACAAGGAUACAGUUUUAUAAAAACAGUGGAAUAAGUCUAAAGUUAACAAUCUGGGUCUUUUUUA